Messenger RNA from Columba livia (rock pigeon), 4779 nucleotides. RefSeq names its product chromosome 23 C17orf113 homolog (gene C23H17orf113). NCBI's taxonomy places the organism in Eukaryota, Metazoa, Chordata, Aves, Columbiformes, Columbidae. The transcript is spliced from 3 exons. The coding region runs from base 2409 to 4073 and encodes 554 amino acids. The record is from RefSeq and is a predicted model, not a curated record.
CCUUUUGGGGCUCGUUACAGAUGGGACUUUGGGCACAGAGGGGGAGCAGGGACCUGCAGGGCAGCGUGCGCCUUCCUGUCCCCCAAAAUCCUCCCCAUGAAAAGCUGACACUGCAGCUUUCCUGGGGCAGCGUGCCGGGGCUUGCACACCCCGUCCCCCUGUGGUAGAUAAUGGGGGCGCUCUGUGGGGAGGGGGCUACUUUCUGGGGUUUGCAGCUUCAGGAGCACCAGCAACUCCGCUUUCCUGCUGGAGAAGCGUGAGUCAUUCCCCAGAGCCUGGCUUAAAGACCUUAACGCAGAGAACAAAAACCUCAUCCAUACAUUCGGACUCGGAGAUUUAAUAUUUUUUGGAAUAAUAUGUCUGGGGUUUCAGUCUCUUCUGUUCAGCUUCGUAUAGAUGCGGUGAAAAACCCUGCAGGGAGGUGCAGCCACUGGACACGGGGCUGAAAUGCUGGUGGGGGAUGUGGGGACCUGGCCCCUCAGCGCCCCCGGUUUUGGGUUUGAUUUGGCCGCUGGAGGCUCAGGGCUCAAGUGGAAACUGUGGCUCACGGGGCAGCGGCCGCACUCGUGCCACUGAUGAUAAAUGUGCUCGUGCAGACGGGGCACCUGCCUGCCGAGCUCUCUAGGCAUGUCACGGGGGAGAAAAAUAGCAAUGAUUGAAUCUAACCAAGGCGGCUACUGCUGCAUAGGAGUAAACAGGAAUUUUGCCUUUUUGGUUGCUUUAGGAAGGAGUUUGCAUGUGGUUCCUUGGUGCGCUCUGUCCCUCUGCUUGGGGUUUGGGUGUCUCUGCUGUGGAUGGGACUGAUCUGCUCCCUUUGGGAAGUGGGGAGGAUGGAGACCCCGGGUCCUGCCGGUGGAUGCCAGCGCGGGGGCUCAGUGGGCACCAGGCGCUACCGGAGCCGUAGGAAAUGGGACCACGAGCCGCUGCUGCUCCCCAUCCCAGCACCGCUGACCUUUGCGAUCCCACUCCGGAUGCUGUGAAGCAGGGGAUGUGGCAGCAUCCUGCCUGCAAACUGAUUAAAAAGGCUAAGUCCUCUUUUCUUGCUUGCAUUAGCACAAGAAUAAAUAGUGCAUAUUUUCACCCCUGGGAGCACAUCUCUGGUUUCACCCAGCUCCUGUUAGCAUUAACCCUGGGCUGAGGUGGCCAGGCAGGAAUGUCCCCACAGUGGGAAGAGCCUCUUGCCCCGGGACAUGUGGAGGAGCCUAAAAAGAGGAAUUUACUCCUGGGCAGCCAGUCCCCUCCCUGUGUGGAGCCAGGUACAAUGCAGCCCCUAAUCCCUGCACAUACCGUGGGGCCACAGCCCUUGUUUGGGGUCUGAUUCUCCAUCCUGAGCAGGUGGAGUCGGGGCCAAGAGCAUCCCCAGUGCUGGGCACCAUGUCCGUGCUGGGGGCUGGGGAACAAAUGGGCUGUUCCUAUGGGGGGCUCCCGCGGGACACCGGUGCUUUUUGGCAUUUUAGUGUCAUAGAAUCAUUUCAGUUGGGAGAGACCCUCAGGAUCAAGUCCAACCAUAAGUUAACCUCAUGAAUCCUGUUUGGGGGGAGGCAAAGCUGGUGUAAAGUCCUAUUUUUGGAAGAAGAUGGAUGGCUCUAAACUUCCCCUGCCUUUAAUGCUAAAAGACGCUUUGCAUCUUGAAGGAAAGCGCCUUGUCGGGUGAUCAGCGUGCAUGGGGCGCAGCUUCACGUGCUCCCCUUGCUCCCCACCCGCCGUGUCCCACGUCCCCACCAUGUCCACCGUGGCCACCACCACGAGGCCUUUCCCAUUCCUGGCCACCGCUAGUGGCCACUGCCGCCGUUGGCUGCCGGGAGCCCCGGCGCAGCCAGACAGUCCUCGCAGCAAGAUGGCUGCUCCCAUGCUCCCGUGAGCGCGGGGCGGCAGCCGCAGGCUUUGUUCCUGCAGCCACCGCGCUGGGGACACGGCAGCACCGGGGGGGACGGCAGCUCCAUGCGCCGAGCCGGGGGCGGGGGGUGCCCCACUGCUCCCCGCUUCCCAACCAGGUUUUUUUUAAUUUACGUUUUUUAUGGCUUUGCAUUGUUUGGCUGGGUUUGUUAAUUUUUUUAUUAUUAUUAUUAGAUAUUUUCUUUUUUUUCCUAUUUAAAAAGCCCCAAAUUUGGGAAAUUUGCAAGCUCCCCUCACUCCAAAGCUUAUGGCAGCUUUGAAAUGAGUGUCGGCAGGCGCUGGUGAAGAACAAGCACGGUAAAGCGGAGAACGCCUUUACCGUGGGCACGGACAACUUCCAGCGCCAUGCCCUGCUGCGGCACGUCACCUCGGGCGCGCACCGCCAGGCGCUGGCGGUCAACCGGGAGCAGCUGGCUUUCGAGACCCGCGUCCAUGGCCGCCCGGAGCUCCGCUCGGUCAUCAAGGUGGAGGUGAACCCGGCGAAGGUGGCCGUCCUCACCACCGUCUACUGGAUGGCAAAGGAGGAGAUCCCGGAUGAGAAGUGCUCCUCUCUGCUCGACUUCCAGAAGUUCAACCUCUGCCAGGCACUGCUGGCCCCCGAGCACAGCGAGUUUUACCACCCCAGCGGCAUCAGGGAGAUGCAGGCAGCGAUCGCCAAAGUCCUGCACAACGAAGACAGGCACAGGAUCAAAGCUUCGCCGUUCGUUGGGCUGGUGGUGGACGAGACGGUGGACGUCCUGGAGCACCGCAGCCUCGCCAUGUUCACCACCACCGUGUCCCCAUGCAAUGGGCAAACCUCGGCCACCUUCUUGGGGAGCUUUGAGCUGCCAGCCGGGGAGACCUCCACGGUGACGGGCAAGGUGGGCGAGGUGAUGCGCUCCUUCGGCAUCCCCACCAUGAAGAUCACCUGGCUCAGCGCUGACAGCACGUCACUGGUGGCUGAGCGGCUGAGCGGGGUGGGGACGGCGCUGACGUCCCUCUGCCCACUCCUGACGGAAAUGCACUGCCUGGCCCGCGGGAGCUCCUUGCUGCUGGCCGAGAGCAUCGUCAGCAUCGAGUAUCUCCAGAAAUAUGAGACCACCGUGGACACCGUGUACAGGCUCUACUCCAACUUCAGGGGGGAAAGCAAUGGCCUGCAUGAGUUGCGGAGUGUCCUGGACCUCUGUGAGAUAGACCUGGGGAGCUCCAAAGCCAUCCACUGGACUUCUAUUUUCCCAGCCGUGGAAGCCAUCGAUUCUUCAUGGCCCACGCUGGUGCUGCUGCUGGAGAGCGAGGCAGAGCGGUCGCCCGUGGCCCAUGGCCUCUGCGAAGAGCUCAAGAAAUUCCAGUUUGUGGCCUUCACCAAGAUCCUCCUGGACGUCCUCCCCAUCUUCCAGAAACUCAGCCGAUUCUUCCAGAUUGAGGACUUUGACCUCUCCAUCCUGAAGCCCAUCGUCUCUGCCACAGCCACCACUCUGCAGGCCCAGAAGAGCGCCAGCGGCCAGAACCUCCAGGAAUUCCUCAAUGAGAUGAAUGAGCACCCGCAGGAUGACCGGGAGGGCGAGAGCCGCUUCUACUAUAAGGGUGUUGAGUUGGCCAACUGCUCCAAGGUGCACCUGAAGCACUUUGAGCGCCUGAAGGAGAGCUACUUGGAGAGCGUGCGGGGCAACCUGCUGGACAGGUUCCCCAGCAGCGUCCUGGAGGCCAUCAGCUCCUUCUCGGCCAUCUUCAACCCCAAGUGCUACCCCCAGUCUUUGGAGGACAUUGGCAGCUAUGGGGUCAGCGAGCUGAAUUUUCUCCUGCAGGCUUAUUCCCGAGUGGUGGUGAGUGAGAGGGCCCUGAGCGAUUUCCCCCUCUUCAAGCGGAUCGUCUUCAGCCUCAGCCAGCUCUCCUUCAAGGACCUCUGCGUCAAGCUGGUCUACAGCAACUCCGAGAUGCACGAGCUCUUCCCGGACUUUGCUGUCCUCGCGGCCAUCGCCCUGGCCUUGCCGUUGGGCUCGGUCCUCACCGAGAAGAUCAGCCGGGGCCGGGAGCUGCUGAAGCGUGGCCGGUCGCACCGUGCAAAGGACGAGGGGCUGUCCGACCUCAUGAAGAUCGCCAUUGAUGGGCCGGCCAUCAAUGAGUUUGACUUUGCGUUGGCCAUCGAGUACUAUGAGAGCAUGAGAGAGUCCGGCUUCAUCGUGGCGCAGGUGAAGUGAGCAGCGGCUGGUGAAGACAGAGCCCUGCGGGCAGGGAGCCGGGUCCUGCGGGCAGCCCCGAGCGUCACCUCAAUGUCACCUUUCCCCAUCCUUGGUCACCACCAGGGCUGGGCAGCUGCUGGUGACCUUGCUCUGUGCUGGGGAGAAGAACCAGGAUCCUUCACAAAGCUGUGCUGAUCCCACAACCACCCUCCUUCAUCCCCCAAACAUCCAUUGGAAUUGGCUGGAAUUUAAAAUAUUGGGGCCACCCGAAAUCCCAAAUUGCAAUCAGGUGCUGUUUUUUGGUAUUUUAUUUCUUUUUUUCCAAGGGUUUAUUAUUUGGUUUUAGGGAGACGAAGGCCAACCUCCCAAGCUCAAAAAUCGCACCACCUUUGCACAACGAUACCCAGCAGCUCUGACUUAAUACUCUGCAAAACCAGCUGAUUUUGGUUGUUUUGGAGCCUCGGGUGAAUGCAGAAAAGGCAGCGCGUCCUUCUAGCUCCGCGGCACAGCCCGAAAUGCCUGGCGGUGUGGUGUUGGUGUUCCUUGCACACAGCACAAAACACUUUCAGCAGUGGCAUCAAGUCACGAUCGUUUCGAGGGCAAGAGAUUUCGAGGAUGACAUUGUAAUCGCUGAGGAAAUAGUGACUUUUAAAUGCAUCAUUGUGUAUAUAUGUGUAUGUGUAUAUAUAUAUAUAAACAUAUAUAUAAAUAUAUAUUUAAAAUA